AUGAAUGCGCGAAGAGUGCUUGUGCUCCGGCUGGCGGUGCUGGUGUGCAUGGUCACCCUCGCCGCCUGCUCCCAGUGCACGUGGGAGUACGAAAAGUCCAGCGUCGUCUGCCGGUUACGGACGCUCGAACGUACCGGGCUCGAUCUGCAGGGUGCCGAAGGUACCUCCCGGUUGGACAUCGCGUGCAGUGAGCUGAUACUGUUCGAGAGCCAACUGCCGCGGAACAGCUUUAGCCGGCUGGCGGCACUCGGCGAGCUUCGGGUCGAGUCCUGCAAGCUGCUCCAGCUGCCCGAGGGUGCCUUUGAGGGUUUGCUGGCCCUGAAGAAGCUGAGCGUUAACACGCGCAACUACGAGUGGGGACCGGGCAAGGUGCUGGAACUGCAGGCCGGCUCGAUGCGCGGCCUUAAAGAACUGCAAUCGCUCGAUCUGAGCGACAACAAUAUCCGUGCGCUGCCCGACGGUUUCCUGUGUCCGCUGACCGGGCUGAAGGUGUUGAACCUUACGAACAACCGCUUCCGGUCGGCGGAAGCACUCGGCCUGGCGGAGAAGACCUGUGCCGGUGGGUCGGAACUGCAAGCGCUUAAUCUCGCCUACAACGAGCUCCGGGCCGUGCCGACCGGCUGGGGCGUAUCGAAGUUGCGCCGGCUGCAACAUCUAAACCUCGAGUUCAACAACAUCUCUGAGGUGCACGGUGAUGCGCUGGCCGGGCUGGGUUCGCUCCGUACGCUCAACCUUAGCUACAACCAUCUGGAAACCUUACCGGCUGGGCUGUUUGCCGGUUCGCGGGACCUGCGGGAGAUUCAUCUGCAGGGUAACCAGAUCUAUGAGCUACCCCGCGGACUGUUCCACCGGUUGGAGCAGCUGCUCGUGCUGGAUCUGUCGCGCAAUCAGCUAUCAUCGCACCACGUCGACAAUGGUACGUUUUCGGGGCUGAUCCGGUUGGUGGUGCUGAAUCUGGCCCACAACGCGCUCACCCGCAUCGAUGCGCGUACCUUUGCGGAGCUGUACUUCCUGCAGAUACUGGAUCUCCGCAACAACUCGAUCGGUUACAUCGAGGAUAAUGCGUUCCUGCCGGUGUACAAUCUGCACACGCUCAACCUGGCCGAAAACCGACUGCACACGCUCGACGACCGGCUCUUCAACGGGCUGUUCGUGCUGUCCAAGCUGACGCUGAACAACAACCUGAUCAGCAUCGUGGAACCGAACGUGUUCCGCAACUGUUCCGACCUGAAGGAGCUGGAUCUCAGCUCGAACCAGCUGACCGAGGUGCCGUACGCAAUCCGCGACCUGUCGAUGCUGCGAGCACUCGAUCUCGGCGAGAACCAGAUCGCACGCAUCGAGAACGGUACGUUCGCCAACCUGAACCAGCUGACCGGGCUGCGGCUAAUCGACAACCAGAUCGAAAACGUCACCGUGGGCAUGUUUGCCGAUCUGCCCCGGCUGUCCGUGCUUAACCUGGCGAAGAACCGUGUGCAGAACAUCGAGCGCGGCUCGUUCGAUCGCAACCUGGACAUUGAAGCGAUCCGGCUGGACGGUAACUUCCUGACGGACAUUAACGGGAUCUUCGCAACGCUCGCCUCGCUGCUGUGGCUGAACCUGGCCGAGAACCACCUGGUGUGGUUCGACUACGCGUUCAUCCCGAGCAACCUGAAGUGGCUGGACAUCCAUGGUAAUUACAUCGAAUCGCUCGGCAACUACUACAAGCUGCAGGAGGAGAUCAAGGUGAAGACGCUCGAUGCGAGCCACAACCGGCUGACGGACCUCGGGCCGAUGAAUGUGCCGAACAGUGUGGAGCUGCUGUUCGUCAACGAUAACCACAUUGGCACGAUCCACGCCAACACGUUCAUCGACAAGGUGAACCUGGCCCGGGUGGAUCUGUACGCGAACGCGCUCAAGAAGCUGCAGCUGCAUCAGCUGCGGGUCGCGCCGGCCCCAACCACGGACCGGCCGCUGCCCGAGUUUUAUCUCGGUGGCAACCCGUUCGAGUGCGACUGUUCGAUGGAGUGGAUGCAGCGGGUGAACAAUCUGACCACGCGACAGCAUCCGAAAAUUAUGGACCUGCCCAACGUGGAGUGCAUUAUGCCGCAUGCCCGUGGGUCCCCGAUCCGUCCGAUAGUGUCGCUGCAGCCGAAAGACUUCCUGUGCCGGUACGAGACGCACUGUUUCGCGCUGUGCCACUGUUGUGAUUUCGAUGCGUGUGACUGUGAGAUGACGUGCCCGUCGAACUGCACCUGCUACCACGACCAAACCUGGGGCACGAAUGUGGUGGACUGCGGCAAUCAGGGUGCGGCCUCUGCGGCUGCCGGUGGACUCCGGCCAGUGCCAAUGGACGCGACGGAGGUGUAUCUGGACGGGAACGACAUCCCGGAACUGCAGCAUCAUGUGUUCAUCGGGCGCAAGAAUCUGAAGGUACUGUACGCGAACGCGAGCCAUAUCACCACGAUCCAGAACCGAACGUUUGCGGGCCUGACGGCACUGCAGGCACUGCAUCUGGAGGAUAAUGCGCUCCAGAGAAUCCACGGCUAUGAGUUCGAGAACUUGGCACUGUUGCGCGAGCUCUACCUGCAGAACAAUGCGCUGCAAAGCAUUGCCAAUGGGUCGUUUGCACCGCUGUACUCGCUGCGCGUGUUACGACUCGAUGGGAACCGGCUGGUGACGAUGCCUCUGUUCCAGCUGCAGGCCGCCCAGGGUAACCUGCAGGCACUGCAGUCCCUCUCGCUCGGGCGUAACCCGUGGAGCUGCCGGUGUCGCUUCCUGCCAGAGCUGACCGCGUUCGUCGCGGACAACGCGGUGAUUGUGCAGGACCCGCAGGAUGUGUACUGUGCGGACGAUGGUGUGCACCGUGAGCUGGACUUUAACGUGAGUGCCGCGUGCAGUGACUUUUACGCCGGCCGUUCCGUGCUACCCGGUGACCGGCUGUCCGAAACGUACAUCCUGCUGAUGGCCGGUGCGUUCGUGCUCACCUGCCUGCUACUGCUGGCCGUGCUAGUGUUUGUGUUCCGUGAGCCACUCCGGUUCUGGCUGUUCUCGCGUUACGGUGUGCGUGUGUUCGGACCGCGGUGCGAAGAUUCGGAAAAGCUGUACGACGCGAUCCUGCUGUACUCGGCCAAGGACGCGGAGCUGGUGGCGCGCAGUAUAGCGGGCGAGCUGGAGAAUGGGCGGCCUCCGUUGCGGUUGUGCCUGCAGCACCGGGACCUGCCGGAGGAUGCGUCCCAUCUGCAGCUGCUCGAGGCUUCCCGUGCUUCGCGCCGCAUUGUGGUGCUGCUGUCGCGCAACUUCCUGCAAACGGAGUGGAGCCGGUGUGAGUUGCGGCGGGCGGUGCACGAUGCACUGCGGGGCCGUCCGCACAAGUUGGUGGUGGUCGAGGAAGGUGGCGGGGUACUGCUGGAGGCGGAGAAUGAUGUGGAGUUGGUGCCGUAUCUGAAGACGACUACGGUCACGCGAGUGCGGCGUAGCGAUCGUCACUUCUGGGAGAAGCUGCGGUACGCGCUGCCGGUGGAGGCACCGUACCGUGGCAACAACUACACCAUCGACCAUCACGAACGGGUGAAGCAGACGGUUGGUGCCGGUGUUGGUGGUGGUGGCGGUGGUGCUGCUGGUGUUAUGUUCCGGCAGCCACCACCACCGGCCUACUGUCCGGAGAUCGACGAGGCGAACUACUCGUCGGCGACGACGGCCACCCCAUCGCCGCGCCCGUCUCGCCGCGGCAUGGUCGAGGUGCCGACGCAGCGUCCACCGAGCGAACACAUCUACUCGAGCAUCGACUCCGACUACAGUACGCUCGAGUGCGAGAACAUGGUGAUGGCACCGGCCGGCGUACAUCGACCGUCGUGGCGAUCGGCGGGUGGCCAUCCGGUGCAGAACGGUGGCACGAUGCACCCGCACGGUCCGGGUGCCGGUGGCCAUCACGUGCAGGCGUAUCUGGUAUGA
Molecule: messenger RNA, 3930 nt
Organism: Anopheles marshallii
Lineage: Eukaryota; Metazoa; Arthropoda; Insecta; Diptera; Culicidae
Gene: Toll-7
Product: toll-like receptor 7
Exons: 1
Coding region: 1-3930 (1309 amino acids)
Biological process (GO): signal transduction
Molecular function (GO): protein binding
Source: RefSeq, a predicted model, not a curated record